AUGAAUCUUGAAUUAACUGAAAACAGGAAUAUUUCUCUCCCGUCUUAUUUCUACAUUAGUGGUUUUUCUGGCAUUCCUCACAUGAGAUACUAUUAUAUAUUUCUGUUUUUUGUGUACAUUAUUACUGUACUUGGAAAUUCUUGCCUCAUGUUUGUUAUCAUUAUGGAUCGAAAUCUUCACACUCCUAAGUAUUUAGCUGUCUUUAAUUUAUCUUUGACCGACAUUAGUGAGAGUACAGCUGCAAUCCCUCAACUACUGGACACGUUUUUGUUUGGGAAUCAGUUGAUACCAUAUGGAUUGUGCAUGUCCAAUAUGUUCUCUGUUUUGUUAUUUCUUGCAAUGCAGUCACUUACUCUCACUAUUUUGUCUUUUGACAGAUUAGUUGCUAUUUCAUUACCACUGAGGUAUCAUAUGAUUGUGACCCACGUAUCAAUGCUUGUUAUAAUUGGUGCUUCGUGGACACUAGCACUGUUACUAACAAUCAUUGGAGUAAAUUUCAUGAGCAGACUUUCUUUCUGCAAAUUUAUUGUCACUGUUAACAGUUUCUACUGUGAUCAUGGGCCUAUAUAUCGUUCUGCCUGUAACAACAAUUUCCCGAGUUCUGUGAUAGCCAAUUUGUUCCCAGCGAUCAUCCUUGGGUUUCCAGUAUUUUUUGUUAUCUUUUCAUAUACAUGCAUAGCUGUGACAUUGUUCAAAAUCACAACUCCACAAGACCGUCAAAGAGCCACAAAGACAUGUUCUGCUCAUUUAAUAUUAGUGGCUAUAUUUUAUGUACCCAUCACUCUUACAUAUGCGUUUUGGCCCUUUAUUAACACUAACACAAGGAUCAUUAAUCUUUCUCUAACCACUGCACUUCCGCCAAUGCUUAACCCUAUAAUCUACACAUUCAUGACAGAGGAGUACAUGGUGUCUGUGAAAAGACUUCUUAAACGACGAUUCAUACACCCAUCUCAUAAAUAG
Carassius carassius (crucian carp) is the source of this 960-nucleotide messenger RNA. It is a transcript of the gene or42b2, whose product is annotated as odorant receptor, family 42, subfamily B, member 2. Gene Ontology annotation, molecular function: G protein-coupled receptor activity; olfactory receptor activity. The transcript has a single exon. Gene Ontology annotation, biological process: G protein-coupled receptor signaling pathway. The coding region runs from base 1 to 960 and encodes 319 amino acids. Gene Ontology annotation, cellular component: membrane. NCBI's taxonomy places the organism in Eukaryota, Metazoa, Chordata, Actinopteri, Cypriniformes, Cyprinidae. The record is from RefSeq and is a predicted model, not a curated record.